CAUAAAAUAGAAUAAAUAUUAUUUCAUUUAGACAAAAGAAAGGCCCGAAAUGGCACUUCCGUGUCGAACUUGCGGGGAGCAUGCAGUAAAUCCAAGGAAACUCUUUGACGAGAAUGGAACCGACAUAUUGAACAACCUCCUCAAACUGACUGGCAUCUGGCUUACUAACAGGACAGGAUUUCCAUCACAUAUAUGCGCCUCCUGCCUGCAACAUUCAAAUGAUGCCAUGGCAUUCAGAGAAUUGUGUAUAAGGACCAACAAACUUUGGUACAUAUCUGCAGAUUCCAAACCAGCUGACCAACCACUGAACCUGGACCCCCUAAUGGAAUAUGAUGAGGCGGCGAUACCUGAGGAAAACAACGAAUAUGCCAAAGUGCAAAUCGAAACUGUGUGGAAAGAAAGAAAUAAUUCAAGUCCUUUAAGCCAUCUUACUUCGUCGCAACAUCACAGGGAACCAUAUACUCGCAGAAAAGAAUCGAAGGAACAGUCUGAGAAAAUAGAUAACAAUGGAGAGUUUCAAGAUGAGCUUUUGGAUUUCGACCCCCUUUUAAAUGAGGAUGCUGGGGUUGUCCCUAAGGAGGAAAAUCCUGAUGAAGUCAAAGAUAAAGGCAGUUCUUUGUCAAGCCGCAAGUCACGAUUAGAUUCGAGCUCUGCUCCUAAGAAGGGAUUACUGCGUGGUUCCAGAAAAUCAAAUAUUGAUCCACUGGCAAAGAAACACCGGUAUCGAUCCAUUCGGGGUUUUUACUGCGACCAAUGCGGAAAAUGCUUCAAGGAUAAAAGCAAUCUUAACGUACAUUUGAAGCGGCACACAGGCGUCAAGCAGUUUGAAUGCGAGGAAUGUGGUCGCAAAGAGUUUACUAUGCACCUAUUGAGCCUUCACAUGAGGAUAAAACAUAAUGGGGAGCUGCCAUACUCAUGCAAGCAUUGUGGACAAGGCUUUGACAACUGCACAAAACGAUUAAGGCAUGAAAGGACAACACACAAUGAGUGCCCAGAUACUCGAGCUCACGUUUGUCAUGUUUGUAGAAAAGCCUUCAAACGAAAGUUAUCCUUGAAGCGUCAUGAGCUCGUACACACGGGUGAACAACCAUUCCAUUGCGAGACUUGCCACGUAUCUUUUAACCGCAAAUCUAGCUUACGAACCCACAACCGAUCGAUGCUGCACAUUAAGAAAGUUGAACAGGAAUCUCAGAUAAAUGAAAUUAUGGACGAGGGUACAUAACGCGACAGGUUUUACCCUGGAUGGUCAUGCUUGUUAGAUGAAAAUCUAAAAGUAGUCAGUUCAAUUAAGCAUUUCCAUCUUGGGGGAAGAUAAAUUACCCUCUUUAAUGGGUUAGUUUUAAAUUUGUGAACAUUCGCGCAUUAAAAGAACACUGCAGAAAAAGCAAAAUCUGAGACCAAAGCAAUCAAUCGAAGCUGUGAUGUAAAAAUAUUGGAAAACGUUCGCACGUUAAACCGAACUGCAGUCGUUUCCCUAAGUA
Messenger RNA from Drosophila persimilis, 1481 nucleotides. Its product is annotated as transcription factor Ouib. Gene Ontology annotation, cellular component: nucleus. The transcript has 4 exons. Gene Ontology annotation, molecular function: RNA polymerase II cis-regulatory region sequence-specific DNA binding; zinc ion binding; DNA-binding transcription factor activity. Bases 50 to 1222 code for a protein of 390 amino acids. The record is from RefSeq and is a predicted model, not a curated record. NCBI's taxonomy places the organism in Eukaryota, Metazoa, Arthropoda, Insecta, Diptera, Drosophilidae. Gene Ontology annotation, biological process: regulation of transcription by RNA polymerase II.